AUGAGUAAGACAGGUAAUAAGAAAGGGAUGAGCUCAUUCGACAUCGAGGGAGGUGGAAAGAGCAAGAACUCAAAUAAGAAUGCGUUUGUCGAAUUAGUUGAGGAAAAGCAUCAUGAAGAUAUAAAUAAAGGAUCAUCAACUGCGAACAGACAAAAGUCUGAUCAAAAGAAAAAAGAGACAGUCUCAGCUGCAAGAGCAUCAGUUGCUGGAAAGGAGGAAGCAGAACUUUGGAAUUUCCAUGUGAAUGAGGCAAACACCCAUGACAGGCGCUUUGUGAGGAACAAGAUUAGAACGACUAAGUACACUUGGUUGACAUUUAUUCCUAAGAACUUGUUUGAAUAAUUCUCAAAAAUGGCGAACGUCUAUUUCCUGUUUAUUAUGGUUCUCUAAAUCAUACCACCAAUUUCAAUUACUGGAGGAUAACCUGCAAUCUUGCUGCCAUUACUAUUUGUAGUCUCGGUAUCUGCAAUCAAGGAUCUUUUCGAGGAUAUCAAAAGACAUAGAGCAGAUGAUUAAGAGAAUAAUAGAAAGGCACUAGUAGCAGAUCUAAAGACUGGCUAGUUUACUCAUAAAAUUUGGAAAGACAUUAAAGUUGGUAUGGUAGUAAAAGUUAUGGAAAAUGAAUUUUUCCCAGCAGAUCUCAUCUUAUUAAAUUCUAGUGGACCUAAAGGUAUUUGCUAUAUUGAAACCAAGAACUUAGACGGAGAAACUAAUCUUAAGCAUAAAGUUUCAAAUAAAGAAGUCAUCUCUCAUUGUCAAGAUGAGCAUGCUUGUGGUAUCUUCAAAGCUUCUGUUCAAUCAGAAGGCCCAAGUGACAAGAUCUAUCAGUUCGAUGGUAUCAUGAAUAUUGGAGAUAAAAAGAUUUCUUUGAAUUAUGAAAAUUUCUUACUAAGAGGAUCAUCUUUGAGAUAAACAGAUUAUGUUUAUGGAAUAGCAACUUUUACUGGCCAUGGUACUAGAAUAAUGAAAAAUUCUACUGGAGCAAGAUCGAAGUUUUCAAGAGUUGAAAAGCAAACAAACAUGCAAAUAUUCUUUAUUUUCGGUCUAUAAUGUGUUCUCUGCCUUAUUGCCACUGUUUAUGGAGCACUUUGGAGAUCAAUAAACACAGAAAAAACAUAAAACUAUUUAGAUCUCUCAGGAGUUAAAGGUACAGGAGGUAUUUUCGAUAAAUACUGGAUCUUAAAUGCUAUUUAAAGGUAUUUCACUUGGAUUCUUCUCUUUACAAAUAUGGUUCCUAUUUCACUUAUGGUAACUCUUGAAGUGGUGAAAUUCCUCUAAGCAUUCUUUAUAACUUGGGACUGGAGAAUCUAUGACUUAGACAAAGAUAUGCCAACAAAGGUUUAAUCUAGUAAUUUGAAUGAAGAAUUGGGUCAAAUUAGUUAUGUAUUUUCUGAUAAAACAGGCACCCUCACUUGCAACAUUAUGGAGUUUAAGAAAUUCUCUGCAGGCAAAUACUCCUAUGGAAAUAGUUUACCUGAUAACAGAUAGUAAAUGAGAUUUAACAUCGAUGGUGAAGAUGAAAUCUCCAACGUUAACUUUGAUGAUCCAGUAUUCUACAAGCACUUCAGAGACAAAAGAUCAGAAAACUACUAGUACAUUGAAAAAGUAUUGCUUAAUCUAGCUUUAUGCCAUACAAUUAUCAUUGAAAAAAAGAACGGCAAAGUUUCUUAUAAUGCUUCAUCUCCAGAUGAGCUUGCUUUAGUUAAUGCAGCCAGGUUCUUCGGGGUUAAAUUUGAGGACAGAGAUGAAGAGAAUAAGAUGUAUAUCAAUUUUAAAGGCGAGAAAUAAGUCUGGAAGCUUUUAAAUUUGAUAGAAUUUAACUCUACAAGAAAAAGAAUGACUGUUGUUGUGCAAGAUCCAAAAGGCUAAAUUAAAGUACUUUGUAAAGGUGCAGAUUCAAUCUUGUAUCCCUUAUGCCAAAAGAGAACUAGAGAUUAAAUUGAGCUAGAAACUACUACAGGUAACUUUUUAGACGAAUAUGCAAAGGAUGGAUUAAGAACCUUGCUUUUGGUUGAGAAAACUUUAAGCUAAUCAGAUUAUGAUGCAUGGAAUAAAAAGUUUUAAGAGGCUAGCUUUGCAGUUUCAGGAAGAGAGGAAAAGAUUGAUAAAGUAGCUAUUGAACUAGAAAAAGAUUUCCACUUGAUAGGGUCAACCGCUAUUGAAGAUAAAUUGCAAGAUGGUGUAGGUGAAACUAUCUAAUUCUUAAAAGAUGCUGGCAUUAAAGUGUGGGUUUUGACUGGAGAUAAAGUUGAGACUGCAAUAAAUAUUGGCUAUUCUUGCAAGCUUCUUAAUAAUGAAAUGAACUAAUUCAUUAUAAAUGCUACAACACCAAAGGAAGUUUAUGAAUAGAUUACCGAAGCCAGAAAAGAUGCUGCUCUUACAUAAUUCAGUGGAGAUACGGCUGCCAUUGUUACUGGAGACGCAUUGCUAAAGAUAGCUUCUCAUGAGGCAAUCAAAGACUAAUUCCUUGAAUUAACUGAUAGUUGCGCUGUCGUUAUUGCCUGCAGAGUAUCGCCUAAGCAAAAGGCUGAAAUAGUUCAUUAUGUUAAACAAAAAUAUCCUAGGGCGACUACUUUAUCAAUUGGUGAUGGAGCUAAUGAUGUUAAUAUGAUUACAGCUGCUCACGUUGGAGUGGGUAUUAGUGGAUUAGAAGGAUAGUAGGCUGCAAGGUCUGCUGAUUAUGCUAUUGGACAAUUUAAAUUCUUGAAGAAUCUCCUAUUUACUCAUGGUAGAGAAGCAUAUAGAAGAAAUUCUUAUCUUGUUUGCUAUAUCUUCUAUAAAAAUGUCGUUUUUGUACUCCCAUAAUUUUGGUAAGUUUAUUAAGACUAACUUAUUAGGUAUGGAUUCUAAUCUGGAUUUGGUGGUCAAGCCUUAUACGAAUAGUGGCUUUAUCAAAUGUACAACAUUCUCUUCACAGCUUUCCCUAUAAUGUGGUUUGCUUUAUUUGAUUAAGAGUUUUCUAAAGAGGAGUUGCUUGAAGAUCCUAAACAUUUUAAAAUUGGCUUGAAAAAUCUAAGUUUUGGAAGAUGGAGAUUCUGGAGAUGGAUAUUUUAUGGAAUGUGCCAGACAUUCAUGCUUUAAUUAAUUGGAUUUUAUUCAUUAGAAGGAGGAUCAGCACUCUAUGAUGACUAUGGAUAGCCAAGUUCUCUCUGGGUCACUGGAACUCAUAUUUAUGGGAUGGUUGUCAUCAUUGCCAACAUGAAAGUAGCAUAUUCUACAAACAGUCACACUAUAUUCUCUACUUUGGUAGUCUGGGGUUCAAUUGGAUCAUUUUACAUUAUGGUUUAUAUUGAGAGCAGAAUUACUUUCUUUAAGUCUUUAUACGGUGUAUUCCCCUAUGCUAUGAGAAUCCCUGCAUUUUACUUUAUUUGCUUCUUCUUCCUGCUUUCAACAUCGUUUACUGAGAAACUGCUUCACUGGACUAAUCUUUACAUUACUCAGAAUAAGGAAAAGAAAUAAGAAAUCUAAAAUAUGGUCUAUCAAUAUAAGAAAGCACAAGAGGGUAUGCUGAUAAGAAAAGGCUAAAUCAAGCACAAAGGUUUCGCUUUUAGUGGAGAUGAUUAGGGAACGACUAUAGUAAGGAGCCUUUCAAUAAUCAAUCAUAAAAUGGACUAAUUUCCCAAUGAAGAUGGUAUAGAAGAAGAAGAAAAAUCAUAGGAACAAUUAGAGCUUUCACUAAACAACAAUUCAAAAGACUAGCAAUAGAAGAAAUCUGAUAGUGGAAAAUCUAAGUAGAAUAGAAUUAAUUGA
Messenger RNA from Stylonychia lemnae, 3750 nucleotides. NCBI's taxonomy places the organism in Eukaryota, Ciliophora, Spirotrichea, Sporadotrichida, Oxytrichidae. The record is from the annotation of a GenBank genome assembly.